CAAAAAAUAACGCAGGUGGGCUCGAGGGGGCGGUGGAGGACCAGCUGUCAGCAGCCUGUGGUAGAGCUGUUCUCUGUGAUCAGGUCUCAGCGACGGUGUGUGGAGGGGACAAGAAAAACCAGUUUUAGUGUCACCGCCCGCUCCAGCUCUCCCUGUGGGGGACGAGGGACGACUGUUUGCGGACAUGGCUGCCCUCGGUAAUUCGGCCACCACAUCCAACCUGGCGCCAAAGACGAAGACGAAAAAGAAGCACUUCGUGCAGCAGAAAGUGAAGGUGUUUCGAGCGAGCGACCCCGUCCUGAGCGUCUUCAUGUGGGGCGUCAAUCACUCGAUCAAUGACCUCAGCCAGGUCCCUGUACCUGUCAUGCUGCUGCCUGAUGACUUCAAAGCCAACACGAAGGUCAAAGUCAACAACCACCUCUUCAACAAAGAAAAUCUUCCGGGACACUUUAAGUUCAAAGAAUACUGCCCUCAAGUCUUCCGAAAUUUAAGGGAACGUUUUGGUAUCGAGGAUCUGGACUAUCAGGUGUCGUUGACUCGUAGCCCCCCAGUGAGAAGCUUUGAUGAUCAGGGAGAGGGUUUGCUUCUCAACUCUUAUGACCGUACGCUGGUCAUCAAGCAGAUCUCUAGCGAAGAUGUUGCUGACAUGCACAACAUCCUGUCAGAGUAUCACCAGCACAUUGUAAAGUGUCAUGGCAGCACGCUGCUGCCACAGUUCCUGGGAAUGUACCGGAUGAGCGUGGACAGCGAGGAGACCUACUUGUUGGUUAUGAGGAACGUGUUCAGUCACCGACUGCUGGUGCACAGGAAGUAUGACCUGAAAGGCUCUCUGGUGGAUCGGGAAGCAAGUGACAAAGAAAGGGAAAAGGAGCUUCCAACCUUAAAGGACAUGGAUUUCAGGAACGACAUGCAGAAGGUAUACGUCACUGAGGAGCAGAAGGAGAAGUUCAUGGAGAAACUCAACAAAGAUGUGGAGUUCCUUGUGAAGCUGAAGAUCAUGGACUACAGCCUCCUGCUCGGGAUCCAUGACAUUGGCCGAGCUGAACGAGAGGAGGAGGAAGGAGGGGAGGUGUCCAAUGAGGAGGAGCCAGAGACCGAGAACGGCCUAGCUGCGGGCGCUACAGUGGGCUCUUACGGAACCUCUCCUGAAGGAAUCGCUGGCUACAUGUCCUCCUGCAAACCCCUGGGACCCGGAGAGUUUGACCCCUAUGUGGACGUGUACGCAGUCAGGAGUUGUCCAGGAGCCCCUCAGAGGGAGGUCUACUUUAUGGGUCUGAUAGAUGUACUCACGCAGUACGACACCAAGAAGAAAGCCGCUCACGCAGCCAAAACCGUCAAACAUGGGGCUGGUGCUGAGAUAUCCACGGUCCACCCUGAGCAGUACGCCAAACGAUUUCGUGACUUCAUCUCCAACAUUUUUGCAUAAAACUGAUAAACGCAGCCAGAUGUUCCAGCUGAAGUCUUCCACUGUAGACUAACACUACUUUAUCCACUGGGAUCCUUACCUGGUGACCAGACUAAACUUUAGAUGUAGCAGUAUCAUGUCAAACUUCUGAUGCAUUUAUUUAUUUUUAUGGUUGAAGAUUUAUUUCUAAUAGGUAUUAAACUCUCUGUAGGAAGUCGCUUUGAAGCAAACUGCUUUCGAUCAGUGUUGAAAGAUGUAUUUAGAUAUUUUCUAUCUUUAUUUCCAGUUUAGUUUCUAACCAUAAAUUAAAAUGUUGAUAUUAAAAUGUGUGCUUUGUUGCACAGAAUCUAAAAUAAACAGACAUUAUUUGCCGUUUUUCUCAGAGAAUAUUAGCUUAGCAUGAAGGGAAGUAUCUCUGCCCAAACUAACACUAAAUUAAAUGGUAAUAAAGAAGUUUUUAUAAUUCUUGUGAAGCAAACCCCAAACCAUUCCAGCAGUUCACCGCAGCCUUACGGGUGAACUCUGGGUGUAAAAAUCUGAUCUGGUUCGUUCAUUGUACAGCUCCAUGUUAGUUUUGAGGCUUUAAUGGAAUUAAUGUAUGUUGACGUUGGACUGGGUAAUGCAUGGGUUAGCAGUUAAAGGUGUUGUUGACUGAAAAACCUUUUUUUUUUUUUUUUGAUUAUAAUCGGUCACUCUGAGUUUUUCAUGCAGGCUGAGCAUGAAAACGGUCUCCUACAACUAUCUCGUGCUUUAGCUUCUGAUAGAAAAUACAGUGAAACUCUAGGAUUUGAAAAUCCUCACACAUCUGUCACUGACAUUCAUGGCCUCGCCCAUCUUGGCUUGUGCACGCCCAUAGGAAGGAUUUUUUUAAUUAAUUUAUUUAUUUUUUGCAGCAAGAGCGAAGAGUGUGCUGGUGUUGCCACUUUGCAACAUGGCUGAACGCAUUCUGUUAGCCAAUCAGAAGCGAGGUAAUAAUGAGUCAUCCUGCUGUUCUCAGCCCACCUCUGCACCAGCAAACUUCUGCAUCUCAGAAAAGGAGCAUCAUAGCUGUUUUAAAAUGUCUACACUAGAGAACACUGCAAAUGUUUUGAAUAAAUGAGUAAACCACACCUUUAAUAUGAGUCAAGAUAACAUGCACUAACACAGCAACCAAAGGGCCUUUUUAUUUUUCAACCCUCUGUAGCACCUUCAAUAGAUAAAUUUUCUAUGUAAAAGUUAUUUUCUUACCUGUUGUGGAAGCGGCCUCUGUUCAUAGAAAUUAAGUGAAUGCUCUUUAGGAUUGAUAAGCUAAUGGCUAGAGAUGCACCAAAAAUUGGCUUGCAAUGACGUUAUAGAGGUUGGCUAAAAAAAUCACUGGUGUUGAUCUGCGGUCAGACUAGCCGUUAGCUCUUCAGUCCUGUAAACUUAAGUUCUCUGAAGAGAAAUUUUAAGAAGGUUAUGUACAACCGAUGAGAUAGGAGUCCAUUUUCACUUGGACACAGAAGCGCAUGGCUGAAAAGAGUUUGGUGGCUUGAGUGCAUGGUUUAGAGUUUACCCAGAGAGACUCCAGCCUCAGUCCCAAAGCAGACACAAGAUGCUUUUAGAGGUGAGUGUAGGUGGAUCAGGUUCCUCAUGGACAGAGUUACUUCCGUUUCCACUCUUCAUGCUCUGCUAACUUUUAUCAGUUUGCUGUGCAGACACACCCUUAGCCACAAGAUGAGAGUGAAAAAAGAAGCAGAAAUGUCGUUCAGUCUCCUAGCUUCCCUCUAGAUGGAUGAGUAGUUGUAGUGUAGAUGAGUGUAAUAUGCAUCUUUAGUAGCAGGCCAACAACGGUUUGAGUGCCAAACAUGUGGGGCUAACGCUUUCUCAGAGCAGAAUUUGCACUUUGCAUACGAUCGAUUGAGCUCUUGUGACAGAGCAGUGGAAUCGAGCAGCAUGGAAGGAUCUAAUACUGUUUUCUACUAAACUAGUUUUUUUUCUUUUUAAAGAAUAUUUACAGAACGGCCGUGUUAGCGGUUGGAAAUAGUCCAUCAUAUCAGUACAUGAAUCCUGUGAACAUGUCUUCCUGUUGCGUGUCUAGCUCCACCCUGUGUGGAGGACCACCAGGGACCAGAGCUUCUGAGCACACCCAUCCUGGUUCUGAUGAAACUGUGCUUGUGUUUAAAUGUUAAAUGUACUCUGUGUGUCAUUUAGAAGAGUAAAGUUGCUACUGUAGGAUUUAUCUGCUGUUUUAGAUUUAGAGAACUGUGUAAACCUUUAUUGAUCGUAACACUACUUUUCAGCUGCUUGGCCUUAAACGGUGAGAUGAUCUGGUAUUCCUGGACUCAGAAAAGGCAGCACAGAUGCUCUGUACGAUGGCUCGUCUAAUCAAUUAUUGCACAUGUAUUUUUGCAAAUCAGCUCUUGGACCAAAAUAUAUUUUAUUAAGAUUUUCUGGAAA
Molecule: messenger RNA, 3823 nt
Organism: Nothobranchius furzeri (turquoise killifish)
Lineage: Eukaryota; Metazoa; Chordata; Actinopteri; Cyprinodontiformes; Nothobranchiidae
Product: phosphatidylinositol 5-phosphate 4-kinase type-2 gamma
Biological process (GO): phosphatidylinositol phosphate biosynthetic process
Cellular component (GO): plasma membrane
Molecular function (GO): 1-phosphatidylinositol-4-phosphate 5-kinase activity; 1-phosphatidylinositol-5-phosphate 4-kinase activity
Source: RefSeq, a predicted model, not a curated record